CGCCCGGGCCCGCCAGGCUGUGAGGGGCGCGGGGCAGGCCGGGAAGGGCGCGGGGCAGGCCGGGAGUGCCCGGCACUGGGCACCGACACCGACACCGACACCGACGGCAGCACCGGCACCGGCCCCGGCGGGAUGUGGUACGAGAUCCUGCCCGGCAUGGCCAUCAUGGGCGUCUGCCUCAGCAUCCCCGGCAUGGCCACCGUCUUCAUGCACCGCUUGUGUCACGGCGGCAAGGAGAAGAGGAUCGCCCGCUAUCCCUACGAGUGGACCCUGCUGGAAAGGGACCGGCGGCUGUCGGGUGUCAACAAGCACUACGUGUCCAAGGGUCUGGAGAACAUAAACUAAGGUGUCGACGCUUUGAAAAAUUCAUGUAUCUAUAGAAAAUGGUUUAAAUAAAGCUAUACAUGUG
Passer domesticus (house sparrow) is the source of this 409-nucleotide messenger RNA. It is a transcript of the gene NDUFA1, whose product is annotated as NADH:ubiquinone oxidoreductase subunit A1. Lineage: Eukaryota; Metazoa; Chordata; Aves; Passeriformes; Passeridae. The transcript is spliced from 3 exons. The coding region runs from base 133 to 345 and encodes 70 amino acids. The record is from RefSeq and is a predicted model, not a curated record.